AUGGACGACACACCAAUAACAGGCUUGGAGGAGCUGGAGACCCAUUUGCAGCUCCUGGUUAGUGAACCGGAUACACCGCUUAAUGCAAAGCUCUUUGAUGAGGUGGAAUUACAACUUAACGAUGGAAAUAUAUCCCCUUUAAUACCACGGCUACUUCCCACCCUCACUCAAAUCCUCCUGGCCUACCCGAACGACCCCUCAAUUCUUACGAGCCUCGCUAUCAAGCUUCUCCGGCCGGUUACGUUCGCGCAAGCUCUCACGAUGGCUUCCGAAGAGGCAUUAAUUCGAGCUUUGCAAUCUCCAGCUCCUUCCGCCAAUCUCCUGGCUAUUACAGUUCUCCAAAAGGCAGCCAGGAGCCCUAGUGACACUGCAAUAUUAUCGGUCAUGAAAGGGCUCGUGGAGGCGUUCUUUCGGACGUGGCUCAGCACACCACACGUCGAAGUUGGAGAGACAGCCACUCAGACACUUGGUGAUCUGUUGGAAGUCGACUGUGAUAAUAGAUCAUCGGCUAGCAUUGACACAAAGAUGAGAGGCAUGCAACUAUCAUCAGGCAUGCCACCAGGUCAGGGACUCCUAUGGCGGCGAAUUUUCCAAGACCGUGAGGUCUAUGAAUCAAUCUUCUCUCUCUGUAGUUUUCAGACAUUAGGGACUGGUCACGGCCAUUUGGAUGAGAGACAAAAAUCACUAGCACAAGGUCGAUUACUGCGGAUUAUCCCAAGGCUAGCAGCGCUUGAUUUCCAUGCGAUCACGCACACACACUUCCCCGAUGUCGAUCAGCGAUUUGGACUACAAUAUGGUGAACAGGGUCUCCUAUAUUUUGCGAUGGUUGACAUGGUUAGUAAGCAGGACGACGUGUUGAUGCAUACGACCUUGGUUUACAUGUUCAUCGAGUUCCUCGAGGUAAUGAGUAUUACCGAGCUUACUCAACCAACUGUAGAGUAUUUGGCAGGCUUAGUGAGGAAGGUCGCUGCCGCGGACGAGGCGUUAUACAAGUCUCUUGGGUCCAUUGCGCUAAAUCCGGAGACGCCGCCGGAGUUUGUUGAUCUAUAUCCUGUUAUUCCGAGUCGAGAAGUCUAUGGCUUUAAAAUGCAAGUUGACCCCAGUGUUGGACUUCAACCUGCGAACUCUCUUGAUAAACUUGCUUGA
Messenger RNA from Venustampulla echinocandica, 1146 nucleotides. RefSeq lists its product as uncharacterized. The record is from RefSeq and is a predicted model, not a curated record. The transcript has 3 exons. Bases 1 to 1146 code for a protein of 381 amino acids. NCBI's taxonomy places the organism in Eukaryota, Fungi, Ascomycota, Leotiomycetes, Helotiales, Pleuroascaceae.